CUACAAUUAAAUACAUUUAUUGAGGUAAGAUGAAAGGAUGCUCUGUUAAAUAUGAGAUGUCAGCAGGUGCUAUCAGGAGCCGCUAACAACGGCAACUCUACAGUAGCUCACUGCUCCUGCAAUGGUAUAGGAUACACGGUGUACUGUACAGGGUGUGAUAUUGUUGUACUAGACGAUGCGUUUCACAGAGUGCAGCUGAUAAGCAACAUUAGCGGCUGCAGAUCUCAGAUAACAGCCAUCACACUGUGUCCGCUAUCUGGCAGGAUCGGCGCAGUUUCGUCCCAUUCAGUGUACAUUCUAUCAGCUCAGUCUUCAGUAGAUGAUGAUGAAUACCCCUACACGUGGAGUGUAUCGUACACACUAUCUAUAGGGUCACGUGUGGCGUGUGCUACAUUCAAUAACGAUGGAAGUGAGCUUAUAGUGACGGGUACUGAGCUUCUUAUCUACAGAACUGCAGAUUGGAAGUGCGCCUGGAGUACCCAUUUGACAGAAGAAACCAGCCAAGUAACUGUUUCUCCAGACGGCAGAUUCUUUACAACCCUGUCCCGGAACUCUAAAGUUAUAAAACUAUGGAAGAAGAUGAAAGGAGGCAAGGAUUACAGGAGUGAACUGAUUCUGCAUCCUGACGUUGUUAUCGGAGCUUGUUGGCGGGCUGUCUCUCCAGAGCUCCCCGUUGACUCAGUGAGACAAGUCCUCCUGACCUCCUGUCACGACUGUAUCGGGAGGAUCUGGCUGGAGGCUCCAAGUGUUCAUCCCUCUAUCUCUGCUAGACAUUCUAUCACCAAGUCAUUCGUGCUAGGCACUGUGUUGGAUCCAUUAAAGGAGUCAACUGAAAAGAAGAUUGAAGGAUCUCCCUACAUAUUCCAAUGGUUCAACAACAAGGCACACUCUUACAGUGUUUGUUUGGAGAAUGCCCGGCUGAAAGGGGAGCUGAUGCUCUCUGAAGGAUUGUCCGUCAGUUCCUACGAUAUUGCAGAGGAGGAGGACUUUGUUGUGUCUGACACUGACCAGCCUAAUGAGCCGAUAAAGAAGGAGAUGUUGGAGUUGAAGAUGGGAAAAGUCAAGGACAUGCGAGAAUACCAAUACACUGAGUCUCAACUUCUCAAAUACUGGUACAAGAGUUUCGACAUGGUUGUUUGCGUGAGCCCCGCUACCGGCUCCUUUAUGGGGUGGAGAGUUGAGAAGAUUGAUGUGGCUUACCCUUUCCAGGCGCUCACUACUAGAUUCGUCCUUAAACUGCCUUGGUCCCUAUCAUACGCCGACGCAAGACAGCUGAAACCCUCGUUCUGUAUCUUCAACACUAGGAAGAUAUACUCCAACUGUCACACGGACCGGUCAGUGCUCAGGAAUGCAAAUCAUCACUCUAAACGAACGUCGACAGUCACUGUUCCUGACCUUGAAGGAACGUUAGUGGAUCUGAGGAGUAUAAUGGUGCCUAGUAUGAGUCUACUUACAGCGCACUUUGACGGAACUGUUAACUUGUUCACUUUCGAGAUGGGUGUUGAGGACAUCACCUUCACUGAUAUUGGGAACCUGGUGCACGAGGUCCGCUGUUCUGGACACAGGUGUCCCCCUAUAUUCUCCCUGUCCCACAAUAAAAUGACCCUCCUCCCAGGUGUCCCCCCUAUAUUCUCCCUGUCCCACCCCUACAUUCCGCUGGUCCUGACCACAAGCUCGGAGACUGGUUCCCUGACAGGAGCUGGGUACGGAGAGCUGAUACUCUGGAGAGUGUCCUGUAUCGGACCCAUGACUACCAGGAAAACGGGGAUACUGGAGCUGGCUAGAGUGGACACUAAACGUGCUGCUGACUUUACUGCUGUAUCCUGGUUCCCCAAAGCGUUCUCCGUAAUCCCCGCUGACGCGAAGAACCACGCCGGAGUCCUAACGAGCUUUGUGCUGCACUUUGUGGCGUUUACAGGCCACUCUCUCGAGUUGUACAGAGUUGUGACCCUCUCUGAGAGUCUCCACACUGCUAAGAUGAUACUUGACAGGAGCAGCAGGAAAUGGGACCUUACAAUGGAUAGUAGCUCCACAAAGCAGCAAGAUUGUUCGGGAGAUGUGAUCGGAGAGGAGCACCUGUGUUCUAAGAGCAGUGGCUCAGGAGCCAGUAAGAUAUACCAUGUGGGCAGGAUUGCGGAGGUAACUGCGUCAUGUGCCUUCCUACAUACCUUCCCUCUAGCUGCUAUCAGAUCAGAUGAGCUGUCUAACCAGAAGAGUAUGUUGGAGAAACUAGAGGAGUAUUACGUAGUCUUAGUGGAUAAUAACCAGAACACUGUAUUAUCUAUCCAGGUCUCGAUAAGUAACGAAGAAGAGCCAGGCCUCCUUAUCAAACUGCCAACUAAAGUGCAGCAUGUUCACAACACUUUCUUUUGUGUCCGUUGGGAGAAGGCGACAACACAACCACUUCCCCUCCCACAAUCUACCUCCAUCCUGCAAUGUUCCCCAGCCGCAGCAACAGUAGCCACCCCCAAGUUCGUGCCCCCUGGUACUUGCUCCCCUUACCUCUUCUCCGGACUCUGCUCUGACAGUGUUCUGAGGUUCUUCACUCUCUCUGAGCACACGUGGGUCACGUGGCCAGACCCUGGUCUCCGGGGGAGGGAACUGAAGCUGAACUGUGACAUUAACAACACCUUUACUUGUAAUAGUAUACCAGGGAGACUAGCUGUUGCUGAAGUGCAGCCCAAUGUGCUUCUUGUCUCCAUGUACGAGAGUGAGAGUUCGGGUGGGGUGUGCUGGACCCAGGAGGACAGCUUAGAGCUGAAGUGUGGUCCAAUAGCAGGGGGGCCUGUUCUGAUGGACUUCAUGUCCGCAGCUAAUGGAACCCACCUUCUGGCAAUAGUCCAACAAGACAGCAUGUGGGUACUAACCCCCUGCUCCUGUAUCAGUCUCCACUCCUCAGGAUCAGGUCAGAUGACCCACCAACCUAGUCAACAGAUAGAGAGCUGGGUCCCCCUCCUUCAAGUCCACCUCAGUACCAACGGACUAGCGGAGCCUCGCUCUCUCAGCUGGAACAGCACUGGCUCCCUCCUACUAGGUAUCAACACUGAGCUGCAGCUCUUCUCCCCCUGGUACACCAGAGAGGAGGUCAACAUGUUGGACACCCACUCUCACCUGGAGAGAGGAGUGGGCAAUGUUUAUAACGACGCUCUGUCUCUCCAGCCGCGACUACCUCAGUACCAUCCCUACGUGCUGAGACAACUGAUAGAUAACAGGAAGGUUACGGAGGUAAAGCUAAUCCUGCACUAUCUGUUAAGAUACUUGGUAUCCUAUUACAGGUCCAGUAAGGUGCGGGCUAAAACAGAGUCUAAUAUAAUCAGCAUCAUCCCGCCUCUACCUCUACACGAGCUCAACAACCUGCAUCCUAACCUCUUCACUGACACUGACAGCGUUAUUGAUGACACCGCUCAGGGUGAUUACAGUGCUCUCUUCACUACAACAGCGCAUCUUGACGACAGUGACGACGACCAGGGCCUCUUCUCGGACGAGGAAGAGCACAAUGUGAUCAACCAGCGCUCCAUCACCCACUCCGAGUCUGGGAACGACACCAACUAUUGCUUUGACUCCAGACGAGCAGGUGAUCUGGACGAGUAUUUGUCGAGGUACCAGCUCCCAGGGCUGACACGAGGUGAGCAGUUAGCACUGUCUUGUCUGGCUAUCACAAUCGGGGCUACCAGUCAGUCGUUCUCGGACAACAUGCACUCUCAGCCUGCUGGUCAGGACCUGGAUGAUUGUGGACUCAGGUUUACUCUGGAGCUGAAGUAUCAGAACAGUAUUUCUAAGAGGUCGGAGAAAGUUCCCCUUCAGCCUAAUGAUUGCAUAUGGGCAUUUCACAGCUCAUGUCAGACUCAGCUGAUUGAUCUGAUACCGGGCUUCAAAGAGAAGGAGCUGUCUUGGGAGGAGUUGAAGAGUGUUGGAGUUGGAUGGUGGGUCAGAAGUGGCAUUGCUCUUAAAAAUCUGAUAGAAAUAGUUUGCAAGACAAAGUUCCAAACCACUAAAAAACCCAUCGAGUGCGCUCUGUUCUAUCUCGCGAUGAAGAAGAAGACGUUGCUCCAAUCUCUCUACCGUACAGUACGAGACACAAAGAUGGCUACCUUCUUAAAACACGACUUCGCUGAAGCACGGUGGAAAACUGCAGCUAAAAAGAAUGCUUUUGUGUUGCUAGGCCAGCAGAGAUACGAACAUGCAGCUGCUUUCUUCCUCCUAGCCGACUCUCUGGAAGACGCCCUUGAGAUCCUGUUAAAGUAUUGUCAGGAUAUCCAGCUAGCUUUAGUGGUGGCACGUCUCUACGAGGAGCCUGGGAACACUGUACUUAGUACUGGAUCAGAGCACACUAUGGAGUAUAACAUCUGCUUCAGGCGCAUCUUGUCUACCUACAUAUUAGGGAGACCCUACGAUACUGCAGACUCUACAACAGGGUCUCUGAGGACUAUAAGAUACGAUGAUAACCCCUUCAUCUGCUCCAUGACACACUGGUGGUUGGGAGAAUACCAGAGCUCACUCUACAGUCUGUUACGACCUGUUGUAGUUAACCCUGAUAACAAGUCUAACCACAUCUUGCCGCAUGUCUUCAGCUUCUACUGCUACCUCUACCACCACCCCAUACUGAGGAGAUGUAAGGAUCCUGUUAGGUUACCGUUUGAGCUGCCUGCAGGAACUGUGAAUGAUGCAGCUGAGGUGAUCUCCCUGGAAAGGCGCAUGAUCUUCAUUACCGCUUACACCCAGUUUAACAUGGGGUGCCCUUCCCUUUCACUUGAUGUGCUCAAGCAUCUGGAGAGUGGUUUCACUAAACUCUCUGCUAUUACUGACGAUUCCACUGUUGAUGCUGGAGAAACGGACAAAAUCUCAACCGGGAUACUUUCCUCCGAGAUGAACUCCAUGAGCAUAACAUCGACCCCUUCAACAGAGUCAGCUCUAUUGGGUGCCCUGGCUAAAGCAGAUAAUCUAAACGAUGGUUCCUGGAUGACGAUGGGGGCCCCACUUACUUCCUCCAGAUUUAAUAUGGAUGAGGAAUAUGAAAUUGAUUUCAGCUCCUCUGAUUCUGAUUCGAGUGAGGAGGAGAUACAAGUCACCACCACAGCUGAACUGUCUACAGAUAUUGCUGUGGAGGAGCCUAGUGAAUGUGGUGAUGAGGCACAGGGCCCUACUGAUCCUUUCAUCGUUCAGUUCAGACUCAAAUGUUGUAUCAAGAUACUCGCAGAUGAACUCAGAUUUCUCCCACAUGCACUUCUAGAUCAGUUCGAUCCAGAGCUGGGACCCUUCGGGGGACGAGCAAAACUUCGGUCUAAAAUUGAUUCUGGACAGGAUGCCAACAAAUCGGCACACUUCCAACAACCCAUGAUACUACCAGGUGCAAAUCAGCUGGGACUCAAAGUGUGCCAGUGGCUAAAGAACGAGAUCGACACUAUUACCUCGGUCUGCAACCUCAAGUACUCUAACAUGGUCCUAGUAGAUCUAGAUGACACCUCUGAGGACGAGUCUACUAUCCUGGAGGACGUGGAACACUUCACCUAUCAGCUAGAGGAGAGUAUCUUAACCGUUCUCCUUCUCUUCUGUAUACUACACGGAGACCUGGACUACAACCUGGCCGCCCUGAGACUGGAGCUCCUCUUCCUGCUCCAGGAGUUCCACUCCACCCGCAACAUGUCCACCCUGAUCACUGCUAUGGAGGCUGAGAACUGUGCAGUAAACCUGCCACCCAUUCUCACCACCACCGCCCCUCCUCCCCUCCUCCUCUCUCCUCUUAACAUGCUCUGGCAGCUCACCGGACACACCCUCAAACUAAUCAACAGGUGCUCGGUCCAACACAACAUCUCUCACCCCGAGAUACAGAUCCUUAACUCCCUGAGUUUGUCUGCCUCCGCUUGCAUGUGGCAGUGUCUGGCACUCCGCCAAGGUACUGCCAGGAUCCCUAAUAGUUAUGCUAUUGUCAAACAUCAGCCUCUAAACUGGCCUGGUCUCAGCGGCAACUCAGUUUACUUUCUGGUCAGUGCUGGUAAAGCAUUCCUAGUUAACAAGGAGAAGGAGGGAGCCCAGAGGAUAGCUAUAGUCCUCAUAGAGGCCAUCAUUUCAGUUUACCUAGGACUGUACCUACAUGCACUCUCCAACUCAGACGCAAUCCUAAUAACCCAGCUAUUACACAAUUAUCCCUCUCUGGAUAUGUGGACUAAAGUAACUGGAACCACUGUCCAGUCUGUAGACACCAACUCUCCUAGACCCCCUAACAAGAGGGUCUCUAUGAUGGGGGAGAGGAUCAGAGUGAAAGGACCUCGUAUCUCUCAAGAGGGUGUUGUGACGGUGAGGGAGACCUUCUUACCACCCUGCAUGUCACUGGUCGAGUUCUUCAACAGAGAGCAACAUCUUGAUACUUCCAACAUGUUUGAAGUUGAUAGCGACUGUGAGGAGACGCUGGACGAUGAAGGGGAUGAUCCAGAGGAUUACAGUUGCUACAGCUGGCGCCUCAUGAGACUCAUGUCUGUAAUACACGUCCAGGACAAGAUACUUUCCUUCUUAACCGAUAUCGGCAUCAUUCCCUCAGAUUUAGCAGGGAUGUCCCCCUUGCUAGCGUGCAGUAUGAAGACUCUGGACGGGUGGGCGGAGAACCUUCUAGAACAACUAGAAGGAGCUUACCCUGAGGGAUGUCCCUCUGACUUGCUUCCUCCGUUAGCACCUGGCUACUCCUUACAGCAGAGUCUUGCGGAACCUAACUGCUCUCCUUUCAGACAGCACACUCAGACGUCAUUGCAAGCUAGGAUGUUGUGGCACAAACUGGCAACAGAGACACCGAUAACCGACUAUCUGCAGACUAAAGAACCAGAGGUGUUAGGAGAGGAGCCUUGUUCUCACGGAGUUAGGACCGCUUUUAGAGGAACAGACGGGGUCUCCUCCUUCUCCUGCUACCAGAACCGAGUGAACAUGAUGGUGGUAACAACACUCAGAGAGAUUCUAGAGAUAGAUGUGAAGACCUGUCUAGAUAGAGACAGAGGAGUGAAGGAGGAGGGAAACGAGGAGGGGAACAACUCGCCCUUUGUUAUCAUUUCGAAUGAUGACAACAAGCCAAGAAAAAAUCAUCAUAUAUCAGAACAGUCGUCGAUCAGCUCCGACAGUCACGUUGAAGUUUUUAACCAGCUCCUGAAGCGCCAGGAGUCCGGAGUAAGGUGCUCCACUGCCCACAGUGAACUACCUCUCUACCUUACCGGCAACACUGACGGAUACGUGAAGCUGUGGGAGUUUGGUUACCCUCACCACCUGGCGAAGUACGGUCUCAGUGGCACUAGAGGUCGCGUAACCAGUGUCAGAUUCGGUCCUCUGGGGGCUAAGUUCGGACUGUCAGAUACAAACGGAGGGAUAGGGUUGUGGCACACGACAGUCAGCUCUCUGACACCGUACUGUGUACUCAACUGCCACGACAGGGCUACUAGAGACUUUGCCUUCCUGGGCUCUGCUUCUGUGUUAGCUAGUGUGGGCAGCAGCUCUAAUAACAGGAAUGUGGUGAUAUGGGACACACUGCUGCCCCCCACUGAGUGUGCAGUAAAGAAGUUCCAGGCCCACGAGAUGGGAGCUAUGGUGUGCUGCUACAGUUCCAAGAGGCAGGUUCUCAUUAGCGCGGGUUCUAAAGGAGACGUCUGUAUAUUUGAUGUUAGACAGAGGAAGCUUCAGCACAUGUUCACUGCUCACGACAGUGCAAUAAGGAGUAUUUGUCUCAGCCCUGACGAAGAGCAGUACUUCACCGGCAGCUCAGAGGGGGACAUCAAGAGCUGGAGUUUUGGUGGAUCUGGAGGUGAUCAGCACAGCUUCAGUUUUGCAGAGGGCCACAAAAGCACAAAACUCUUCUCAAACCUGCCUGGGGGAUCUCUGAAAGGAGUGAUGAAGCUUCAGGUAGACUCGACUAACCACCUUGUUUCCUGUGGAGCUGAUGGUGAAGUUAAGAUACGACUAAUUUCUGAUAUUUGAUCUGACCACCAAUAACAUUUCUAGAUUUAGUUUUCUGAACAAAAAACAUUCUCGAUUUUGGGAUUUACGUCUCCGUGAUUUGAUCUUAAG
This is a messenger RNA of Bolinopsis microptera, 8040 nucleotides long. RefSeq names its product dmX-like protein 2. The record is from RefSeq and is a predicted model, not a curated record. Gene Ontology annotation, molecular function: protein binding. Gene Ontology annotation, biological process: vacuolar acidification. The transcript is spliced from 36 exons. Bases 52 to 7950 code for a protein of 2632 amino acids. Gene Ontology annotation, cellular component: RAVE complex. NCBI's taxonomy places the organism in Eukaryota, Metazoa, Ctenophora, Tentaculata, Lobata, Bolinopsidae.